AUGGCCAGGGUACAGUUAUUCGUUGUGCUCGUUCUUUUCACAGCACUGAUCGUAUCUGCAAGACUCACUGUGCGUACCGGACCUCCCAAGCCAGAAGAACUGGAAGGCUACUCUUUCGACCGUUUUCUGCACGAUUUUGGUAAGAAAUAUGAUGUUGUUGAAUACAUGCGUCGCAAAAUCAUCUUUGAGCAGACACUGGCAAAGGUGCGUGCCCACAACGCAAAUCCCAAGAAGUUGUAUGUGAUGGGUAUUAACCAUAUGUCAGACUGGACACCAGAGGAGUUCACGCGUAUCAAUGGCGCCAAACCGCGCAUGAUGCGUCACGUCUCCCGGAAAAAUCUUCAAAAAAAAUACCGAAAAAGCGGUCAACCCACCCCCAAAGCCUUGGAUUAUCGUACCACCUUUCCAGCUGUUUUAACGGCUGUGAAAGAUCAAGGCGGUUGUGGCAGUUGUUGGGCACACUCAGCAACGGAAUCGAUGGAAACACACUAUGCCCUCCAAAGUGGAAAACUCUUUGUGUUGAGUCAACAGCAGGUGAGUGCCUGUACACCUAACCCCAGACAUUGUGGUGGCACAGGAGGUUGUGCAGGUGGAGUGGAAUCCCUUGCGUACCAGUACGUUCACGAUAUUGGUGGUCUUUCUCAAGAAUGGGCAAAUCCUUACACUGGGUACUAUGGGCAAACAGGUACAUGUAACAAUCAUACAUCAAAGGUGGUACAAGUCAAAAACUAUGUGUCACUUCCUCAAAACGAUCAAGACGCCCUCCUUGAGGCACUGGUGCAUAAAGGACCAAUCUCUGUAAGCGUUGAUGCAUCGAAUUGGGCCACCUACGGUGGAGGCGUUUUUAAUGGUUGUGAUUACAGUCAGAAUAUAACAAUAAACCAUGCAGUUCAACUUGUUGGGUACGGUCAUGACGAUAAGCUAAAUGUGGAUUACUGGAUCGUACGUAACUCAUGGUCUCCAGAUUGGGGUGAGAAUGGGUAUAUUCGGUUGCUCCGCACAGAAAAAGUUGAGUGUGGUUGGGAUGUCAACGCUCACGAUGGAAGCGCAUGCGACGGUGAUCCGGACACGGAUUGGGCCUGUGGUAUGUGUGGCAUUCUCUAUGGGUCCACGUAUCCAGUGAUGGAAGCAUAA
Trypanosoma theileri is the source of this 1134-nucleotide messenger RNA. RefSeq names its product putative cysteine proteinase. Gene Ontology annotation, molecular function: cysteine-type endopeptidase activity. Gene Ontology annotation, cellular component: lysosome. The record is from RefSeq and is a predicted model, not a curated record. The transcript has a single exon. Bases 1 to 1134 code for a protein of 377 amino acids. Lineage: Eukaryota; Euglenozoa; Kinetoplastea; Trypanosomatida; Trypanosomatidae.